Messenger RNA from Drosophila sulfurigaster albostrigata, 1323 nucleotides. RefSeq names its product adenosine kinase-like. Bases 242 to 1285 code for a protein of 347 amino acids. The record is from RefSeq and is a predicted model, not a curated record. NCBI's taxonomy places the organism in Eukaryota, Metazoa, Arthropoda, Insecta, Diptera, Drosophilidae. The transcript has a single exon. Gene Ontology annotation, cellular component: nucleus; cytosol. Gene Ontology annotation, biological process: purine ribonucleoside salvage. Gene Ontology annotation, molecular function: adenosine kinase activity.
ACAAAAAUCCAUACCUUAGCAUUAACUUUCAAUAAUGUUAGACAUAAAGUUUACUCACUAUCAAAAUUAAUUUUUCCAUUUAUUAGUUAUAAUGUCUUAUUGAAUAUUUAAAAUCCACUUUUGUUGUCCCGGUUCGACUAAUAUGAUCCGCAUUCCAAGACUAUCACCUAACUUUUAAUAGUAAAACUCAUUCUGGCCAGGUUUGACAAUAAACUUGUCUAAGGCAAUUUGAAAGACAAUUAUGGAUAUUCCAGAAGGUAUAUUAAUUGGCUUUGGUAAUCCGCUAUUGGACAUAUUCACGACCAUCGAAGACAAUGUUUUGAUGGAAAAGUACGAUCUGCAAGUAAAUGCCGCAAUAAUUGCCGAGGAGAGACACUUGGCCCUAUUUGAAGAGUUGAUCUAUAUGGAAAAUGUGACUUUCUCUGCCGGCGGUGCCUGCCAAAACUCAAUGCGAAUUUUUGAAUGGAUUGUUGGCAAGCCAUAUUGUGCAUACUUCGUUGGGUCUGUCGGCAGGGAUAAGUUUGCGGAAGUCAUUGGAAAAAGAGCGAAUGCCGACGGAGUACAAACGAUGUACCAGCAAAUAGACGAUGCUCCGACGGGCACCUGUGCAGUCAUCCUAAGUGGACGCAAUCGUUCGUUGGUGGCAAAUUUGGGUGCCGCAGCUCUGUUCUCAGAGGAUUGGCUUCUUGAUGAGGCCAAUCUGUGUGUUCUGGAGCGUGCACAAUUUGUUUACGCUACCGGCUUUUUCAUAGCUGUCAAUGCGGAGACUGUCCUCGAAGUUGCUAGAUUGACCUCUGAAAAUAAUCGGACCUUUAUACUCAACUUAAGCGCAGUCUUCGUUGUCCAAAUACAUAAGAAUAAGAUUGAUGAAAUUAUACCCUAUUCGGAUGUGAUAAUUCUUAAUAAGAAUGAAGCUUUGGCCUUUGCGGAAACUCACGACUGGGAAACCGAGGAUGUGUUUGAGAUAGGCAGACGGAUGCAGUCGCUGCCCAAGGAGAACGUAAGAUCACGCAUUGUGAUGAUUAGUACUGAAGGCUGUCCUGUUCUGUGCUUUCAAGAUAAUGAUCACAUUCUGGAAUAUCCUGUGCCUCAGACCGAUAAGAGUAAAAUUGUUGACACCAAUGGCUGUGCUGAUGCUUUUGUUGGCGGUUUCCUUUCGCAAUUCGUCCAACGCAUGCCCCUCGACUACUGCAUUCGCACUGGAAUUUUUGCCUCUCAACAGGUGAUGCGCGUUGUUGGUGUACAAAUCAAUCAGCUACCCAAAUUCAAUGAGUGUUGUAUCUAAAGACAAUUGGAAAAUAAAUUAUUAACGAAAAUACAAAA